This is a messenger RNA of Seriola dumerili (greater amberjack), 1814 nucleotides long. It is a transcript of the gene tada3l, whose product is annotated as transcriptional adaptor 3. NCBI's taxonomy places the organism in Eukaryota, Metazoa, Chordata, Actinopteri, Carangiformes, Carangidae. Gene Ontology annotation, biological process: regulation of transcription by RNA polymerase II. The transcript is spliced from 9 exons. The coding region runs from base 149 to 1444 and encodes 431 amino acids. Gene Ontology annotation, molecular function: transcription coactivator activity. The record is from RefSeq and is a predicted model, not a curated record. Gene Ontology annotation, cellular component: SAGA complex.
UUAUUAGAAUUGUAAUUGUGUCGAAAAUGGGCCAUAAUUUUAUUUGAAUGUAUUUCACACCCCUCUCUUACCACCAUGGUUUUUUCCAUCAUGGACGCCAUUCACUGACGUUCAUCCGGGUACUGCCAGGUCUCUGCCUCACAGCAUCAUGAGUGAGCUGAAGGACUGCCCUCCACUGAAAUACUAUGACUUCAAGCCCGUCGAGCAUGUCAAGGUGUGCCCCCGCUACACCGCAGUCUUGGGCCGCUCAGAGGACGAUGGGAUUGGCAUUGAGGAGCUGGACACCCUGCAGCUGGAGCUGGAGACACUCCUGUCCUCAGCCAGCCGCCGCCUCCGGGCCCUGGAGGAGCAGAGACAGAUCCUCACUGACUGGCAGGACAAGAAAGGGGAUAAGCGCUUUCUGAAGCUGGGGAAAGACCCAGACCCUGCUGCCACAUCUCGCCACAAACCAAAAAAACAGAAGUUGGAUGGCAAAGGUGGUCAUGGUCCAGGUCCUGGUCCUGGCAGACCCAAAUCCAAAAACCUGCAGCCUAAAGUCCAAGAAUAUGAAUUUACAGACGAUCCACAAGACAUUCCUCGCACUCCUAAAAAUGAUGCUCCAAACAGAUUCUGGGCAUCAGUUGAGCCAUAUUGCGCCGAUAUUACAAAUGAAGAGAUACGAUUGCUAGAAGAGCUUCUGAAACCCCCAGAUGAUGAAGCUGAGUAUUUCAAAAUUCCAGCACUGGGGAAACACUACUCUCAGCGAUGGGCUCAAGAGGAUCUGCUAGAGGAGCAGAGGGAAGGAGCGCGAGCCAAUGACAAGAAGAAGAGCCUCAUGGGAGGACCGCUGUCUGAACUGGAUGCAAAAGAUGUUGACUCGCUGCUGAAAAAGUCAGAGUCCCAGCAUGAAUCUCCAGAGGACGGCUGUCCCUUUGGUCCUCUCACGCAGCGUCUGCUCCAGGCUCUUGUAGAGGAGAACAUUAUAUCCCCCAUGGAGGAUUCUCCUAUACCAGACAUUUCCGGGAGGGAUGCUAAUGAUGGCGCUGGGACGUCUCCUCGAAGCCAAGGAAAAGCUUUUAGUGUUCCUCACACACGUUCCCUGGAGGCACGGAUCAAAGAGGAGCUGGUAGCCCAGGGGCUGCUGGACUCUGAGGAGCGACCUGGACCAGGAGGAGACUCUGAGGACGAGGUCCUGGCUGAAUUGCAGAAGAGACAAGCAGAGCUGAAAGCCCUGAGUGCUCACAACAGAGCUCGCAAGCAGGAGCUGCUUCGGUUGGCAAAAGAGGAGAUGCGCAAGCAGGAGCUGAGGCAGAGAGUCAGGGUGUCUGACAAUGAGGUGAUGGAGGGAUUUCGGCGGAUCAUGGCAGCACGGCAGAAGAAACGCACUCCCACUAAAAAGGAGAAGGACCAGGCCUGGAAAGCGCUGAAGGAGAGGGAGAGCAUCCUUAAGCUACUGGACGGAUAGAAGAAGCAACAGUGUGUGUCUGGUUUUUAUCCAGAAAAAUGCUGGCAGCAUUUUCCCCCCACACAGUUUAGGACAGUUGUGACAGAUGUUAGAUGGUCAGUAAACAGCUGUAUCUGUGAUGAAUGAUACAGUUUACUGCAGGUGUACAUGAUUUGAGUAGGGACAUUUCUGUCAUAGUUUUUAUGUCAUGUACAGCAGAAAGCAAAAAUGACCCCAAACAAGUUGUUAUGCAUCAGAGACUUUUUCUCCUUUUGUUGAAUUUUUUUCUUUGUCAGUGGAUUUUUUUUAUGUUGCCUUUUUUUGUUUACCAUUGUAAUGUUAUGAAAACAGUACACAUGAAUGUUUGAAUAAAUGAGUAUCAUUAAAGACA